UAUGAGGAUCAUAUCAGUCAGUCAUGGGUCAUCCUGGGAUUCAGAUGUGGACAUGGACACUCUGUGUCCUCUUGAGCUGCAUGUGUGUUUCUCAAGUCCUGGCAGGACCGCUUUACUUGGUAGCCAUCCCUGCAGUUCUUGAGGCUGGAGCUGAAACCAAAUUUUGUGCGAGUCUCCUGAAGCCCAACGAGACUCUGGAUAUGACCAUCACUCUUAUUUCUGCUGAAAUGAACACAACCCUUCUGAGUAAAUCUUCCAGUCAGGAGUUUCAUGACUGCGUUGAUUUCAAGGUUCCCCUGGUGCAGAAUCAAGAGGUGUACAACUUUGAGGUGGAGUUGAAAGGCGAAACAUUUUACUCAAAAGAAGUGAGGAAAGUCAAGGCCACUGUCUACCAACCAAUGACGUUUGUCCAAACAGAUAAACCCAUCUACCUCCCUGGACAAACAAUGCAUUUCAGAGUCGUCACACUGGACAGCAGGAUGAGACCCACCAAUCGGCUGUACAAUAUAAUUGAAGUUGAGGAUUCUCAUGAUAACCGAGUUGCACAGUGGCUCAACAAAACAGCCGAUAGCGGCAUACUGCAACUUUCUUACUCCUUGAACUCUGAGGCCCAGGAAGGAACCUACCAGGUUAUUGUGACCGUUGGCCAGGAUAAAAAAUAUCACAGUUUCAAGGUGGAGAAAUAUGUUUUGCCUAAAUUUGAUGUAAAGAUAACGGCAGGUGAUGUUGUCAGUAUUGAGCAGGAAGAAAUAAAAGCUGAAAUAUGUGCAAAGUAUACAUAUGGACAACCUGUGCCAGGCAGUGUCAAAGUUAAGGUCUGCCGACCUCUUAGUCGCUAUUUUGCUAUAGCUACUCCUGAUAAUCCAGAGGGACUUCCUGACAUAACACCCCCAUGCUACGAGGAGACAAAGGAGACGGGAAAGAAAGGUUGUGCCACUUUUACAUUCAAGAUGACAACUUUCACAAAACUCGACCAAAAGGUGCUACAAGAUAACUUGGAUCUGAUUGUUGAAGUGGAAGAGGAAGGGACAGGUAUUUCCCUCCAACAAAUGAAGAGACUACAGAUUUCAUAUGUUAUUGGAAAGCUGGUGUUCAUCGACACACCCAAUAUUUAUGACAAAGGAUCAAAUGUGGAAGGAAAAGUUAAAGCGGUUCACUUCAAUGAUACACCCAUAGCUGACAUGCAGGUCUACCUGCUUGAAGGUGAGAGGUGGUCCUCACGUCUUCUGCAGAAUCUCACCACUGACAGCGAUGGUGUGGCCACUUUCUCAUUCUCCACAGCUGAACUCAAUGGAGCGAUCAACCUGCACGUUAGUAAUAAACCAACACUGGGCUACUCUGUUGAUAGAACUCAAUACUACGAGACUGGCCGACACACAGUGUCUAUGAGCCAACCUCCCUCUGCUGACACCCAAACAGUCAGCUCCCUGGAGGUGGUGAAGAAGACAAAUCCACUGUCUUGUGACACAAAAGAAGAGAUCUCCAUCAAAUACACUGUUGUUGGAGAGAAAGGGGGCUCCGUAAUGGUGAUCUACCUGGUCUUAUCCAGAGGAGCCAUUAUCAUGCAAGGAUUUAAACAGAUUGAAGUUCAAGACCUUCCAGUGACUGAGGGUGGAAUAUCCUUUGAGUUGAAUGUGCAUCCAAAAAUGUCACCAGAAGUCCAGGUCUUGGUCUACGCCGUCCUCCCCAGUGAGACUGUGAUCGCCAACAGUGCUGACUUCUCCGUAGAGAAGUGCUUCAGUCACAAGGUGUCGCUGGAGUUUCUUCCAUCAUCAGCAGUCCCAGGAGAGGAGACCACCAUGCAGCUGAAAGCCCAACCAGACUCCCUGUGUGGAGUGAGUGCAGUCGACCAGAGCGUCCUCAUCAUGAGGCCUGGGGAGGGUCUGACUGCAGACAAGAUUUUUAACUUGUUGCCUGUCACCAAAAGGUCUUAUGUUCCAUAUGAUGUACGUGAUGCAGUAGAAUGCUUGCGGGUUAGACCAAGAAGAUACAUUCAUCCACAUUCUAAUGAGAGACCUGAUGCAUUUAAAGUUUUCGAGAACGUUGGACUGAAGAUGGCUACAAACUUGUUUAUCCGAAUGCCUCCAUGCCUCAACUUCAGAGGAAGAGAAUACCAUCAAUACCACGUACAACGUAUGCUAUAUCACAGUGUUCCUUAUUCAGCCCUGGAAAUGGACGGGCCUGGUCAUGGUGCCCCAGACUCUCCUCUUCCAGCUAUAGAGACAGUCCGUACUUUCUUCCCAGAGACUUGGAUAUGGGACCUGGUGGAAGUUGGAACAUCUGGAACGAAGGAUGUGUCCCUCCUUGUCCCUGAUACCAUCACCACCUGGGAGACGGAGGCUUUCUGUUUGUCCCCUCAGGGUUUUGGCUUGGCUCCUCGUAAAGAAAUGACCGUCUUCCAGCCAUUCUUCCUCGAGCUCACGAUGCCCUACUCCAUCAUCCGGGGGGAGCACUUUGAACUGAAGGCAACCAUCUUCAACUACCUUUCCAGCUGCAUCAUGGUCUCUGUGACGCCAGCACACUCCUUAGAUUACACCCUCACCCCCCUCUCUGGUGAUAAGUACACAUCCUGUUUGUGUGGCAAUGAGCGCAUGACCCUCAGCUGGAACAUGUCCCCUACAGCUUUAGGGGUUGUGAAUGUGUCAGUGACUGCUGAGGCUGUUGCAUCUCACGCUUCCUGUGACAAUGAGAUUGUGAGCGUUCCAGUAAGAGGCCGUAUCGAUGUGGUCACUCGACCACUCAUAGUAAAGGCUGAGGGAACUGAAAUGACAAAUACCCACAACCUGCUGCUCUGUCCAAAAGGAGAGGCUUUGACAGAGGAAGUAGAGUUACAGCUCCCUGAGAAUGUGAUUGAUGGAUCAGCUCGUGCCUCCCUAUCAGUUCUGGGCGACAUCCUGGGUCGAGCCCUGAAAAACCUGGAUGGGCUGCUUAGGAUGCCGUAUGGAUGUGGUGAGCAGAACAUGGCGCUUCUGGCCCCAAACAUCUACAUCCUCCAGUACCUGAAAAACACACAGCAGCUGACACCGGCCAUCAUGGAGAAGUCUACCAACUUCCUGUCAAGCGGUUACCAGAGACAGCUGAACUACAAACAUAUUGAUGGAGCUUACAGCACAUUUGGAUCAGGAACAGGGAACACUUGGCUGACUGCUUUCGUGUUGAGAGCUUUUGCCAAAGCAAAAUCUUUCAUCUACAUUGACCCAAGGAAUAUUGAAUCAUCUAAAACUUGGCUGGAGGAAAAACAACGUAAAAGUGGUUGUUUCGAACAGUCAGGAAAACUUUUUAACAACAGGAUGAAGGGUGGUGUGUCUGAUGAAGUGACGCUUACUGCUUACAUUACUGCAGGUUUCUUGGAAAUGAAUUCGUCCACUGAUGAUGCUGUGGUGAAGAAGAGCUUGUCCUGCCUUAAGGAGUCCGCCAAUUACCUCAGCAACACCUACACCACAGCUCUGUUGGCGUACGUCUUUACCCUGGCAGGAGACAUGGAGACCCGUGCUCACCUCCUGACGCACCUUGACACAGUUGGACACAAACAAGGGGGUUUCCUCCAUUGGUCUCAGACAGCAACGGAAACAUCGGCCUCUCUGUCUGUGGAGAUCAGCUCCUAUGUGAUGCUGGCCAAACUCAGUGCCUCGCCCAGUGCUGAAGACCUGGGCUACACCUCUCGCAUUGUCAGAUGGCUGACGGGUCAGCAGAACUAUUAUGGAGGCUUCUCGUCCACACAGGACACAGUGGUGGCUCUUCAGGCUCUGGCUCUUUACUCCACUCUGGUAUUCAGUCCAGAUGGUUCAAGCACAGUGAUGGUCCAGUCCCCCAGUGGUCAACUGUCAUUUGAUGUGAACAGGGACAACAAACUGCUGUACCAGGAGAAGAGGCUACAGGACGUGAUAGGAAAGUACAGCGUGAAGGUGAAGGGCAGCGCGUGUGCUUCAAUACAGAUUAGUCUUAACUACAACAUCCCAACUCCGGCUGAAGUCACAUCCUUCAGUGCUGAGGUCAAGCCAGAGGUUGACUGCGCCAAAAACAAACUCAGUCUGUCGCUAAGUUGCCUAUAUCAUGGAAAAGAGGAAAAUACAAACAUGGUGAUCCUGGACAUCAAAAUGCUCUCUGGCUUUGUUCCAGAUCCACAGUCUUUGAAGGAGCUCAAAGGAGGUGUGCUGGUGGAUCGUGUUGAAGAAAAGGAGGAUCAUGUUAUGGUGUACAUCCAGGAGCUACCAAAGGAUAUACCCAUCAACUACACGUUACGUCUCAUCCAGGAGCUGCCAGUGCAGAACCUGAAGCCAGCCGUGGUCAAGAUGUAUGACUACUACCAGCCAAGUGACCAGGUUGAGACGGAAUACAUCUACACUUGUGCUGCAGCUUGAAGAGAGGAGAGUUUUCAGUCCCUGGGUUGUCCCACAAACGAGCAGUUUAACACAAAUGCUUAACACAUUCCUGUCUAUAUACUCUAUGUGUUUGAGCUGAAACUAAUGGAGAAUAAAAUAAUGUAAUAAAAAGCAAUGCCAUGGUCUAUGAAAACUGAUUUUAAAAUAUCUUAAUCACGCCAGGAGAGGAAAACUCUAAGUUUAGGAUGUCACAAUAUGAUAAAUUCAUUGUUGCCUCUGUGUUUAUGUUUGUUGAAUGAAAAGUUAUACGUAAUAAAUACAUUCAUGCAAUAUUUACCAUUACUAUUACAUAACGGAAGAGGAUGAAUAGCAAAUACAUUUAUUUGACGUGUAGUAUUGAAAGUCACAAAACUUGAAUGAAUGAGUUCUAACGUAGUGCUGUGUUGAGGAGGAAACGUAAUGACUUUAGUGAUCUCUGACUUUGCCUCCAGUGCAGUUUAAGUAUUUUCUUUGUAAUUGAAAUGUCUGAGUGCUUAUCGGAUGGAUGGAUGUGACAUUUACAGCACCCCCCCUAGGAUUUGAAAUAACACUGAUGAUUCCCUGUUUUUUUGUCCUGUACCAUUAUUAGGUCAGAAUAAAUAAAUGACCAAAUACCUGCUGAAUGUGACAUUCCCAAUAGCCUCAGCUGUGUUAUGAGACUUAAUUAUUGAUUAAGUCUCAUAAAAAGUAUUUAGAACUCUAACCAUAACCCUACCCGCAAUGUAGCAAAUGUGUAAUAACCAUAUUUCAUCCACAGUUUUGCCUAAAUUUGAUGUAAAAGUAACGGCAGGUGAUGUCGUCAGUAUUGAGCAGGAAGAAAUAAAAGCUGAAAUAUGUGCAAAUUAA
Molecule: messenger RNA, 5207 nt
Organism: Limanda limanda (common dab)
Lineage: Eukaryota; Metazoa; Chordata; Actinopteri; Pleuronectiformes; Pleuronectidae
Product: alpha-2-macroglobulin-like
Exons: 36
Coding region: 24-4361 (1445 amino acids)
Cellular component (GO): extracellular region
Molecular function (GO): endopeptidase inhibitor activity
Source: RefSeq, a predicted model, not a curated record